AUGGACUGGGCUGGCGACAUUCCCAUUUCCCUUCGCAAAGAACCUUUCCCAGUAAAGCUCAGCUACAUGAUUGACGAAGCAGAGCGCAAUGGCAAGGAGAGCAUAAUUUCGUGGCGCCCCCACGGUCGGGCGUUCUUCGUGAGCAACCCGAAAGCCUUCUCAGAUGUCGUACUUCCAAGGCAAGAUCAGGUGCCGUCGGUGAUUUGCAAAGGAAUGCAACAACUUCUCACCGAUUCUCUACCGGUAAGACGUGUUAAGAAUAUCAUCAAUCCCAACCUGUUGCUAGCAAGCCUUACUCACCAUUCAUCGGAAAUUUUUGCACCGGAAGGAUCAGACAAGGGAAGCUACUACCACGAAUUCUUUCUUCGUGGACAACCGAAGCUUGCCUACGCGAUUUCACGAAUGGCAAUCAAGGGAAAUGGAUCCCGGAAGCCAGUGUCACAGGAAUCGCAGCCCGAUUUCUACUUGCUUCCCGCAAUGACGUCAGAAAAGUCAGCACCCGUGGUUAGCAACGACCAACGGCACAAGCAUUUAGCUGCCACGGCCGCGGGCGCUCAGGAAAGCAAGUCUGGCGGCAUCUAUUCCGAAUACGAUAGUUCAGCGACUGUUGCACAAGACAAAUCAAGUCAAAGAGAAGAGAUCCGAAGUGGGGCCGGCACAAGUAUUUGCAACGGGGCUCGUCAGCAUCCUUUGGUUGUUCCGAGAGAUGGACAGAGCACAUGGCCUGCGAGUCAUCAUAUGCAGGCAGCAUCACAUGCAUUGCCAAACAAAGAAAUGCAAGCCUUGUAUGCUCCUAUUGUACCACAACGUGAUACUCGAGCACAACUCGAUCCGGAUCACGACGUACGCAAAGGCAGCAUCAUGUCAAAUUUUGCUGUUGAUAGCGAUCAUCUUCGCCGAGAAGACAUGGUAGACCUUCGCAAUACAAUCGUAGAUCGCUUCGCUUUUUAUCAGAAUGUGGCUGGGCUGGAUGCGAACACUCAUUCAAUGGCAAGCAUCCCUUUCACUCUGCCACUCGAUCCCUCUGUGACUGUCAAUUCGUUUGGCCGGUACGAACCCGAGUCCGUUUCAAGGCAAAGGCUCGAAAUAGCCGUUGCCGUCCAGAUUCUACAGAAUCAGUUUGGCCAAGCCGUGAACGGCUAUGGUCCGGCACGGGAUGCACAAACCUUGGAUGAUUGUCUGGGACUCAAUCGCGGUUUUAUCCCACCCAUUGCUAGUCUGCCUGGAAAUUCUUCGUCUCAAGCCUUCCUGCUUCAAUCUUUGUUGGCAGAGUCUCAACCGUUUCGGAACGGCGAUUCCGACGCUUCUGGUAGUGCGGGUGCAGUGCGGUUCUGGUGAAUAGUAGGGCCCGUUCUUUUGAAUCUUUUUUUUCGUCCAAUUUACACUUUAUCCAAGAAAGUGACUGUGAGUAUCUAUUUUGGCAAAUUUUGCUUGUUAGCCCACCUAAAAUAAUAGAAUCUUUUUUGUUGCACAUCGUGGCCUUCGAGAUUCCGUUCUUCGUUCACCGGUAAUCCCGUACGCAGUAGCAUUCAAUGUCAGCGAGCUAGAUCGAUGCUGGUGAACUAACAGUAAUGGAUAUGUCCUCCUUGCCUCGAG
Molecule: messenger RNA, 1596 nt
Organism: Phaeodactylum tricornutum CCAP 1055/1
Lineage: Eukaryota; Bacillariophyta; Bacillariophyceae; Surirellales; Neidiaceae
Exons: 2
Coding region: 1-1338 (445 amino acids)
Source: RefSeq, a predicted model, not a curated record